Molecule: messenger RNA, 990 nt
Organism: Parathielavia appendiculata
Lineage: Eukaryota; Fungi; Ascomycota; Sordariomycetes; Sordariales; Chaetomiaceae
Exons: 1
Coding region: 49-819 (256 amino acids)
Cellular component (GO): mitochondrial large ribosomal subunit
Molecular function (GO): structural constituent of ribosome
Source: RefSeq, a predicted model, not a curated record
CCUCCACUCUUUCACCCGCGGCUUGAGAGACAAGUUACCGCAACCGCCAUGCCGCCAACACUUCAAAUCCCGACCUGCCUACGGGCAGCGUCAAAGCCCGUGACGGCCGCCAUCCAGCAAGCCAUUCUCAACCCAACGACAAACCCAACAAUCCCAAGAAGAAGAACCCUCACCACGACCGCCCGGACACUCUACAAACAGCAUCGCGUCCCGAACUCCUCCCUGCCCAUCCCCUCCGUAUCGGCCCCGCACCCGGAGAUCCCACCCUACCCCUACGGGCCGCGACCCGUCUACCACCAGUCCAACACAGGCCUCUACGGCUCGGCGCGCAUCCGCUUCGGCAACAAUGUUUCAACCAAGAACGAGAUCAAGACGCGGCGCACGUGGCGGCCCAACGUGCACCACAAGAACCUCUGGUCCGAAUCGCUAGGCAUCAUGGUGCGUACGCGCGUGACGACGCGCGUGCUGCGCACCAUCGACAAGGUCGGCGGGCUCGACGCCUACCUCUUGGGGCUCAAACCGCAGCGCGUCAAGGAUCUUGGACCCUGGGGGUGGCGGCUGCGGUGGCGCAUCAUGCAGACGCCUGCAGUGCGGGCGCAGUUUGCGCGCGAGCGCGAGGAGCUGGGCCUGCCGCCUGUGGAGGAAGUCGGAGCAGAGUUUGAUGGUGGGGAGACGCGGCUCCCGGAUGGGACGGUUGCGGGGGAGGCGCUGAUGGCUGAGACGGAUAGGAUGUUGGCGGAGGAAGCCGAGUUUGGGCUGGGGCCGGAAGAGGGCGAAGAUGGGUUCAUGAGGGAAGAGGAGAAACCGGCGAGGCAAUAGAGGUCCGGGGAAUGACGGUAUUGCUUUUGUUACGGGCCGGAUGUCAUCUACAAUAACUGUACCAUAUUGUCUUUUUGAUGUGUGAAAACUCUCGCAGCAUUCCCGUGCAUAGUCAUACUCUCGGCGUGGCACCGUUCGACAGCAACGCACUAGAAAUACUGUAAUCUAUCA